AUGCCUCGACCGCAUGCCAUCUACCCCAGCCUUCGUGACAAGAUUGUGGUUGUCACAGGUGGUGCAGAAGGGAUAGGCGCUGCCACAGUUGAACUCUUUGCUCUCCAAGGCUGCCAGGUCAUCUUCCUCGACAUCGCUGGGGAGUCGGCAGGAGAUACCAUCGACCGUGUUGUUUCCCACGCCAAAGAUUCUAGUGGAGUUGCGAUCAAGACACCCAUCUUUUACUUCUGCGACGUCUCUGACCUGGGGAAACUACAAGCCACCGCUACCGAUAUACUGAAGCAGCACGGUACAGUACAUGUUCUGGUCAACAAUGCGGCAGGCGCAGGCAACAAGUGCAGGCUCCGGACAGAACAAGUGACGCCCGAAGCAUGGGAUAUCAACAUCAACGGCAACCUCAGACACAUCUUCUUCCUGAGCCAGGCCUUCAUCCCAGCGAUGAAGAAGGCUGGAGGAGGUAGCAUUAUCAACCUGGGAUCCAUCUCCUGGAGAAUCCCCGCCACUGGAGUCUCAGUCUACGGGGCCUGCAAAGCGGCAAUCAUGGGCCUCACGCGUACACAGAGCAAGGAGUUCGGGCAGUUCAACAUCCGGAUCAACAGCGUCAUGCCUGGAGCCAUCGCGACAAAGAGACAGAAGGAAGAGGUUCUGACUCCCGAAUACAGGGCGGAAGUCAUGCGGGGACAGAGCUUGCAGAGGGAUUUGGAGCCGGAGGAGGUGGCCAAGGUGAUUGUGUUUCUUGGGAGUGAUGAGGCGAGUGCGGUGACGGGAAGUUCGUAUGUUGUCGAUGGAGGUUGGUGCAGUGACCCCUGA
This is a messenger RNA of Fusarium keratoplasticum, 810 nucleotides long. RefSeq lists its product as uncharacterized. The transcript has a single exon. NCBI's taxonomy places the organism in Eukaryota, Fungi, Ascomycota, Sordariomycetes, Hypocreales, Nectriaceae. The coding region runs from base 1 to 810 and encodes 269 amino acids. Gene Ontology annotation, molecular function: oxidoreductase activity. The record is from RefSeq and is a predicted model, not a curated record.